UUCUUCGCGGCACUGCCGAAGUUAUUGUGGAGCCAUGCGCAGCAACGAGAUGCAACCAGACACUGAACUUACGGGCACGACCGAGCAACAAGACGUCUCUGCGGUUUCCAUCCGACUCCCACCAUACUGGGACCGCAACCCUGCAGUUUGGUUUCUUCAAGCGGAAUCGCAAUUUAUUCUCUCUGGCGUUCGCACGGAACAACGCAAGUACCACCUAGUUGUUUCGGCACUGUCGCCUACUGCUGCAGAAGAAGUUGCCGACCUGCUUUCUGGACCGGCUUCUGCCACUCCAUACAGCGAUCUUAAGGCUGCACUUCUCGAGCGCACAACAACAUCGCAGCGAGCCCGCAUGCAACAGUUGCUCUCCGCAGAGGACUUGGGAGACCGUCGGCCAAGCCAGCUCCUUCGCCGUAUGCGACAGCUCAUGAGCGGCAACACAACAGUAAACGACGACUGCCUCCUUCGGGAAUUGUUCAUGCAGCGCCUUCCAGUAAACGUUCAGAUGAUACUCGCUACAGCCACGGCAAUGGACCUCAACAGCCUGGCCAGCCUGGCAGACAAAGUCAUGGAGGUGGUGACGCCAGCGGUGUGCAACGUAACACCAUCAAGCACCACUGCGAGUUCAGUGCCGCAAACAUCAUCCUCUGCCGCUUCUCCCAUCGACGUGCUCUGCAAUCGCCUUGAACAAUUAGUUUGUGCUGCGGAGCGUCAUCGCACUUCACCCCGUCACGGAAGGUACCGCAGCUCGAGUCGAUCACGGCGUCCAAGAGAAGAACGCUCCCGGUCUCAAACGCCACCACGGGUAUGCUUUUAUCACCGCCGCUUCGGGCAGGAGGCGCGCCACUGCCUCCGUCCUUGUGCAUGGCAGGGAAACCAGCCGGCCGACCUUUAAUGGCGACAACCGGUCAGGGCCAAAGCAAAAGUCGCCUAUUUCAUGUCAUGGACAGAACCACAGGCCAGCCAUACCUGGUGGACACCGGGGCGGAGGUCAGCAUUAUUCCCGCGCAACGUUCCGACCGAACUACACCGCCGACCUCCUAUCUUCAAGCUGUCAACGGUAGCCGAAUACCUGUUUACAAGUCGCGGUCCCUCACCCUGAACCUUGGCCUGCGCCGCGUGUUCCGUUGGGUUUUCCUCGUCGCUGACGUUCGCCGUGCUCUUAUUGGCGCUGAUUUCCUGGACCACCAUGGACUGCUGGUCGAUGUGAAACGCCAACGCCUGCUGGACACUGCUACGUUGCUCUCUGUUCAUGGCGUCGUUUCCUGUGACUCGCCUAUAGUCGCCCCAACCACGACAAUUGCUGGUGAUCCUUUUGCUUGCCUCCUUCAAAAGUUCCCCAACCUCACGCGACCACCCGACUGGACAAAGCCCGUACAACAUGAUGUACGUCAUCACAUCCUAACAACUGGUCCACCUGUAUUUGCUCGCCCACGACGACUCGCCCCAGACAAACUCAAAAUUGCCCGAGCAGAGUUCGAACACAUGUUGGAACUUGGAAUUAUACGACCAUCGUCCAGCAGCUGGGCGUCUCCGCUCCAUCUGGUCCCCAAGAAAUCAGGUGACUGGAGGCCAUGUGGGGACUACCGAUCCCUGAAUGCAAAAACCAUUCCGGACCGGUACCCACUGCCUAACAUCCAAGAUUUCACGUCGGCACUGGAUGGCACUACAGUAUUUUCCA
This is a messenger RNA of Dermacentor andersoni, 1678 nucleotides long. NCBI's taxonomy places the organism in Eukaryota, Metazoa, Arthropoda, Arachnida, Ixodida, Ixodidae. The record is from RefSeq and is a predicted model, not a curated record.